CAUCCUCAUUUCUCAUAGCAAGCUUGCUGCCAGGACAGCCGUGACUGCACACAACUGCUAGGUCCUGGGCUGCCCAUUCACGUCCAGCUGGGCACAUGCAGCUUAUUUUACAACAUUUAAUUGCUAAAAAAUUGGUAAUCUUAAUCUGAAAAGGAUAAAUUUUAACAAACACAAGUUCCUAGCUCCCUGAGCAUUGCUACUUUGCCUGAAGUGCAGUUGCCUGGCAGAAAGUGAACUUUAGUGCCUACAGUCAUGUGAACUUUAAUGCAUUCAUGCUUAAUACAGAACUUGAAACUUAUACUGUGGAUGUUGCAAAUUAUGUACUUCACUGAGCAGAUGGCAGCAUUUUUCUGUAAAAUCUACACUGCAGUGGGAGCAGAUACGUAUAUUCUAGUAGCCCUAAGAAAGAAUAUAUGCAUACAUAAAUUUAACUUCAUUCCUUCAGAACACAGUCAAUACAAAAAAAAAAAAAAGUAAUGCAUACCUUCUUUCCAACCUCACUGACAACAGAGAAGUCACAUCUCAUUUUUCAUUUUUACCUUGGUUUAACUUUCCUCCACUGAAUCUCACUACUGAACCUGAAGUCUGAGGAAAUUGUGGUGCCAUUGAUCACACUACCCAAAUUCUUGGCCAUCAUUAAUUGCUCUAAACUUUGUGGGGCUCUUUUUGGUUGCUUUGAUCACUUUAUUUGCUUGAUUUUAGAAAAUUUGUAACAACAAAAGUUGUGGAGACAACAGGUAAAGAGGAUUCUGAAUGCUAUCCCUUAUCCUCUUUUCAGCGGUAGGAAGUUACCCCAUGCUUCUCACACACCCUGUUCUCCAGCUUUAUUUCCCUGCCUAGCAAAGCAGAUGCUGCUGCAACAUAACUAAAGUUACCAUUCUGUGAUACUGUAUUUUUUUCUAAUUCCUGUACUCAAGGGAAGGAAAAAUUAAGUGACAAAUUUGAUUUCCCACUUGACAAAAAUGUAUCAAAAAUACGUAACUUAUAGAAGUAGUUCCUCUUUACGCUUGGAAAGAAAUCUGGGUUAGACUUUCUUAAAGAUUUCCUUUAAGUAGACAAUAGUUUCAUACAAAGCUGUAGCAUUAAAGUUCUUCCUCUUCCUUAUAACAAUUGCCAUGACAACACACAGAAAAAUGUACAUCUUGAGCUGACAGACCAAGUAACAUUGCUUUCUCAUUUCAGAUAUACAGAAGCAUAUUCCAUGCUACCAGCUGUUCAGCUUUUAUAAUUCUGCAGGAGAACUGAAUGAACCAGCCCUGAGGAAAAUACUGUCAGGCUAGUGUAAUAGGAUGGUACAAAUUCAGACGCAACACAGACCAGGUCAUGACAUUCCGGGAAAGACUUCUACAUAAGAACUUGCAGUCACACCUAUCAAACCAAGGCCUUGUAUUCCUUCUCUUAACUUCUAGUGUGAUGACAGAAAGCUGUUCAACUUAUAGGCUAGAACAUGCCUUACACCGGCCACAAGAAGGUCUCUUUCAGAAAGUUCCUCUAGUCGUUACCAACUUGGGUAUGGCAGAACAGCAAGGUUACAGAACAGUUUCUGGUUCCUGCGCAUCUUCUCGCUUUGUGAGAGCAGUAAGACAACACAGGUCAGAAUUCUUUUAUGAAGAUGGAUCCUUACAGGAGGUUCACAAGAUAAAUGAGAUGUAUGCCACCUUGCAGGAGGAGCUGAAGAAAAUAUGCUCUGAUGUAGAAGUCAGUGAACGAUCUGUAGAGAAACUCCUAACAGAGGUGAGCCACUUAAAAGAAGAAAUCAACAGAAAAAAGCAACACAAGAUCUCUUCAGGAGGGAACAAAGAUCACCUAGAAGAACCAAAGGAGAAUGUUUUGCUUUGUCAGGCACUGAAAACAUUUUUCCCCAAUUCUGGACUUCAGACAUGUAUUGUUUCCUUCGAAGGAAGGAUCUCUAAGAACUGUUGUAAGAUUGACCAUAAUAUUAACAUCAUGGACAAAUUGACUCUCAUGGUAGAGGAAGGGGACUUCACUGAAGCUGAAACAAAACCAGUAACCAAGCGUAAAGUCAAAGACACCACAACAGGACCAAAAUCAUUUAAGAAAUUAAGAUCGCUGCAACUUGACCAAGAAUUACACCAAGAUGAAGACAACAGCAACCAAGAAACAAAGCUUGCACUGAGUAGCACUGAAACAGACGAGGAAGCAUUGGAAAAUCCCAAAGAUACAAAUGAAUAUUCAUACUCUCCCACUUUCUGAUCACUUAAUGAUUUGCCCCAAUAUAUUUGUACAAAUAGCAAUUGCCAGCAUAUUAAAGUGACAUAAAUUACUGCACUAGUGGGAUGGAAACAGCUUACUGAGUUUUUGUAAAGUACAGAGAUGUAUUUUUAAAUACUCCAAUCCUGUUUGGCCCAAGUCAAGCAGAGUCUAAAUGACAUUCCUUAAUUUUGCCUUGCAGAGUCAAGUCUGUAUACUCUAUCUCAGGGUUUUAAAACUAUGCUAGCACUAUGCUAGCAUUCCAAUAAUCUCACUUGAUGCCUCAGUGAUAGAACUUCAAGCUCCUACUGAAGAUUUCAGGACCACUCCAACAAUGAGCAUCUCCUCAGCAGGUGAUGUGCAGAACAUCAAAUCGGAUGUAUCUUAGGAAUAGCUGUUUAUAUAUAACAAAGUUUUUAAUAUUUUUACUUAUCCUUAGCUAUCUCAUACUUAAUUGUCUCUUUCUGAAAUGGAAGGGAAAAAGUGAUCUUCAGCAAGACCUCUGGAUAAGUUUAGUGGUCUGUACGUCUAGGGGGAAGAACAUUAACAACAAAUCAGUUCACUCCUUACACUCCCCAAGGGUAAACAGUCUAGAAUGAUAAUCCUCUCAACUCAGUAUCUAUCCUAAGGGGUGCACUGGUAUUCUCAGAGAAUACCGCAUGUUGGUCCAUAGGGUGGAGCAAGUUGGUCAAUGACACCUCAUCGACCUGCACACCUGCAAUUUGGCAGAGAGGGUACCCAUUCUACCUCAGAGCUUUUUUGGUUUUUAGCCUCUUCACAGCAGAAUUUUGGCUGCCAGGGCAGCAGCUGGUUGUCAGGGGACACUUGUGUGGUUUAGAGCUACCUUCAGUUGUCAGGGGUACUUAAGUUUUGUUCAUCAGGGGCAACAGCUCAUCCAUAGCACACCCCCCUCCCAUUGGUAAUCAGCAGUUGAACACACAGCUGUCACACAGUGAACUGCUAGGUAUGCACACUGACUGCAUGGUGGUCCUCAAAGAGGAUCCCCACAAAUCAGAUUGAAUGCCCAGGAAGAGCAACAGCUGAAAAAGAUUUCUCCUGAUC
Lagopus muta (rock ptarmigan) is the source of this 3273-nucleotide messenger RNA. It is a transcript of the gene ABRAXAS1, whose product is annotated as abraxas 1, BRCA1 A complex subunit. Bases 1324 to 2214 code for a protein of 296 amino acids. Gene Ontology annotation, molecular function: microtubule binding; polyubiquitin modification-dependent protein binding. The transcript is spliced from 7 exons. Gene Ontology annotation, biological process: mitotic spindle assembly; protein K63-linked deubiquitination; attachment of spindle microtubules to kinetochore. The record is from RefSeq and is a predicted model, not a curated record. Gene Ontology annotation, cellular component: nucleus. Lineage: Eukaryota; Metazoa; Chordata; Aves; Galliformes; Phasianidae.